AUGCUGCUGAUCCUGCUCUCAGUGGCCUUUCUGGCCCUGAGCUCAGUUCAAGGCUCAGUUUCUGAAAGCAGCAGUGAAGAGUCUCUGGGAACCGUAUUAGAUGCAACCAGCUCAGACUCAAGCUCAGAUGAGGAGUUUUUCAUACGAUCUCGUGGAAAACACAGAGGACGCAGAGGACAACCACCUUCUCCUAUUGAUGAAAACGAAGAUGAGGAGGCUCCACCAGGGCCACCCCCACCAGGGCCACCUCCACCAGGGCCACCUCCACCAGGGCCACCUCCACCAGGACCACCUCCACCAAGACCACCCCCACCAAAUGAUGAACCUCAGCCAAGGCCACCCCCACCAAGUGAUGAACCUCAGCCAAAUCCACCCCCACCAGAGGAGCAACCUGAGCAGAGUCCAGAUGAAGACUCACCAUCCGAGUAA
Molecule: messenger RNA, 429 nt
Organism: Rangifer tarandus platyrhynchus (Svalbard reindeer)
Lineage: Eukaryota; Metazoa; Chordata; Mammalia; Artiodactyla; Cervidae
Source: the annotation of a GenBank genome assembly